Molecule: messenger RNA, 849 nt
Organism: Schistosoma turkestanicum
Lineage: Eukaryota; Metazoa; Platyhelminthes; Trematoda; Strigeidida; Schistosomatidae
Source: the annotation of a GenBank genome assembly
GUGGCUAUGAUCAUACUCUAGCUAUUCAGAUGCAACAACAAAAGAACAAUCAGUUUGCUAUCCCUGUCCAAAUUUGUUGAAUUUUGAAGUUGUUGGCAUGACAGCAAACUGAGCAAUUUUGAAAAUGGACAAGCCCACAACUAUUAAGGAUGCCCUUAAAAAAUGGGAGGAAAAAACAGGACAGAAAGCAUCAGAAGCAACAGAAAUAAAACUUUGUGGACUAUAUCCACCAAUAGAAAGAACAGAUGCUUCACUCAGUACCUUACAAAAAUGCGAAAAACUUUCUCUUUCAACCAAUUGUAUAGAGAAAAUCGCGAAUUUAAAUGGGCUAAAAAAUUUGAAAAUACUGUCACUAGCAAGAAACAACAUUAAAAAUCUAGCAGGGCUUGAACCGGUGGGCGACACACUUGAACAACUUUGGAUUUCCUAUAACAACAUUGAAAAACUGAAGGGGAUAAACGUACUUAAAAAACUUAAAGUACUAUAUAUGUCAAACAAUGUCGUAAAAGACUGGGGCGAAUUUCAGAAGCUAGCUGAACUUCCAGUCCUCGAGGAUCUACUUUUUCUCGGCAAUCCACUUGAAGAAAACAGUGGUGACACUUGGAGAGAUGAGGCAUGCAAAAGGCUUCCCAAACUUAAAAAGUUGGACGGUGCACCGGUACUGCAUGACGAAGGCGAAGAUGAAGGAUAGACGAACAAGAAAAAAUGUCACUUUUUUUUCUAUAUAAACCAAAACAAGAUAAGACAGAUAGAGUGUAUUUCGAAGCAAAAAAACACACAAAUUUUACCAACGUAUUUGAACAUUUCCCAAUGAAAUUUUGAAUAAUACACCUGUAUUUAAGUCAGUGG